Molecule: messenger RNA, 1152 nt
Organism: Carlito syrichta (Philippine tarsier)
Lineage: Eukaryota; Metazoa; Chordata; Mammalia; Primates; Tarsiidae
Gene: CNR2
Product: cannabinoid receptor 2
Exons: 1
Coding region: 25-1107 (360 amino acids)
Biological process (GO): cannabinoid signaling pathway
Cellular component (GO): membrane
Molecular function (GO): cannabinoid receptor activity
Source: RefSeq, a predicted model, not a curated record
CAGGGAAGCCACAGGGCCCACCCCAUGGAGAGGUGCUGGGUGACGGAGGCAGCCAAUGGCUCGUGGGAUGGCUUGGAUUCCAACCCUAUGAAGGAUUACAUGGUCCUGAGCGGUCCCCAAAAGAUAGCUGUUGCAGUGCUGUGCACCCUUUUGGGCCUGCUAAGUGCCCUGGAGAACCUGGCUGUGCUCUACCUGAUCCUGUCCUCCCGCCGACUCUGCAGGAAGCCCUCAUACCUGUUCAUUGGCAGCCUGGCUGGAGCGGACUUCCUGGCCAGCGUGGUCUUUGCGUGCAGUUUUGUGAAUUUCCACGUCUUCCAUGGCGUGGAUUCCAAGGCUGUCUUCCUGCUGAAGAUUGGCAGUGUGACCAUGACCUUCACAGCCUCCGUGGGCAGCCUGCUGCUGACUGCCAUUGACCGCUACCUCUGUCUGCGCUACCCACCUGCAUACAAGGCUCUCCUCACCCAUGGGAGGGCACUGGUGGCCCUGGGCAUCAUGUGGGUCCUCUCGGCAUUUGUCUCCUAUCUGCCCCUCAUGGGAUGGACUUGCUGUCCCAGUCCCUGCUCUGAGCUCUUUCCAUUGAUCCCCAGUGAGUACCUACUGGGCUGGCUCCUGUUCAUCGCCUUUCUCUUCUCCGGUAUCAUCUGCACCUAUGGGCACGUCCUCUGGAAGGCCCAUCAGCACGUAGCCAGCUUGGCUGAGCACCAGGACAAGCAGGUGCCAGGAAUGGCCCGGAUGAGGCUGGAUGUGAAGUUGGCCAAGACCCUGGGGCUGGUGCUGGCUGUGCUUCUCAUGUGCUGGUUCCCAGUACUGGCCCUCAUGGUCUACAGCCUGGCUGCCACACUCAGCGACCAGGUCAAGAAGGCCUUCGCCUUCUGCUCCAUGCUGUGCCUUGUCAACUCCCUGGUCAACCCUGUCAUCUAUGCCCUGCGGAGUGGGGAGAUCCGCUCCUCUGCCCAUCACUGCCUGGCCCGCUGGAAGCGGUGCCUGAGAGGCCUUGGGAUUGAGGGCAAAGAAGAAGCCCCGAGGUCCUCGGUCACCGAGACAGAAGCUGAUGUGAAAAUCACCCCAUGGCCAGAUUCCAGAGAGUUGCACUACUCUGACUGCUGAUGAGGCCACUACCCCAGUUUUAAACAACUCAGCAAAAAUCAUUUC